AUGGCAAGAGCUAGGGUAAAACUUGCUAGAAUUCUUAAUGAAAGCAAGAGACAAGCUACCCUCAAGAAACGAAAGGAAGCUUUGAUCAAGAAGCUGCAAACAAUUUGCAUGGAGUGUCGGGCGGAAUCAUGCAUGAUGAUCUGUGAUGGUCCAAAUGAUCUAGGAACAAACGACUCAAUGGUAUGGCCAUCAAGGCAAGAGGCUGCAAUAAUGAUAUCUAGAUUCCUGAGUUUACCUGAGCAUCAAAGAAGCAAGAAGAUGAUCACUCAUGAGAAGUUUCUUGAGAGUAUAUUGGUACGAGAGAACAACAAGCUACAAGCAUUGAAGAGAAAGAAUGACCAAAUGGAGAUGGAAGAUAUCUUGCACAAACUCCUAAUUGAGUCUGCCUCUGUUAAAUUAGAGAGUGAGAAAUUGACUCAAACAUAUUUUUAUAUAGAAGAUUUGAUCCAAAAGAUUGAAAGCAAAGAAAGUUCUUCCCAAAAUGUCGGUUUUCCUUAA
Messenger RNA from Lactuca sativa (garden lettuce), 498 nucleotides. RefSeq names its product agamous-like MADS-box protein AGL80. NCBI's taxonomy places the organism in Eukaryota, Viridiplantae, Streptophyta, Magnoliopsida, Asterales, Asteraceae. The record is from RefSeq and is a predicted model, not a curated record. Gene Ontology annotation, molecular function: protein dimerization activity; DNA binding.